AUGGCGUCCAAGGUCGAUGCUCGGCUCUUGAAGUCGACCAAGUUCCCCUCCGAGUUCAAUCAAAAGGUGGACACGGAAAAGGUCAACCUGCCCGUCAUGAAAAAAUGGAUUGCGAAGAGAAUCUGCGAGAUUCUCGGAAGCGAGGACGACGUCUUGAUUGAGCUGUGCUGCAACCUCAUUGAAGGUUCACGAUAUCCCGAUAUAAAGUCAGUGCAGAUUCAGAUCACUGGCUUUCUCGACAAAGACACCGCUCCAUUCUGCAAGGAUCUCUGGAACCUACUGCUGAGUGCCCAAAGUAGUUCUCAGGGCGUGCCAAAGGAGCUGCUUGAGGCCAAGAAGCUUGAGCUCAUGCAAGGAAAGAUGGACGCCGACCGGGAAAACACGCGCCGCGGCUGUGGACCUCAAGACUCGAAAGAAGGAGAACGCCGAGACUCGAGACAAGUUGGAGAUUCCUGGCACGCACAGGGACGGCGAGGAGAUCGACGCGGAGCGCGUGACUCGUACGGCCGCGACAGCUACGUUCCCCAGCCAAGACGGGGACGCGAUCAACCGGAGCCCGUCCAGAGGCAGCUCGCAUUCGCCGACUCCCCCAAGACGCAGGCCCUCACCAGCUCGACCCCAAUAUUCCCGAAAGAGAAGCAGGUCUCCCCGUCCCGAUUCUCAGUAUCAGCGACGUGGCUACGAUGCUCGCGAUCGGCGCUACGCGCGUGGAAAUCCACGCUCCAGCACUCCCGAUACCUCGCCAGCUGCGAAGCGAAGACGACGUUCUCGAUCGCGAAGCUCGUCGGUGGAACGUCACAGCCGCAGCCUCAGUCGCAGCCUCAGUGA
Molecule: messenger RNA, 828 nt
Organism: Hirsutella rhossiliensis
Lineage: Eukaryota; Fungi; Ascomycota; Sordariomycetes; Hypocreales; Ophiocordycipitaceae
Product: PWI domain-containing protein
Exons: 7
Coding region: 1-828 (275 amino acids)
Biological process (GO): regulation of mRNA splicing, via spliceosome; mRNA processing
Cellular component (GO): spliceosomal complex
Molecular function (GO): RNA binding
Source: RefSeq, a predicted model, not a curated record